AUGUCGGCGCCGUUCUUACUCAACACCGACCUGCCAGAUGAAAGUCGAGGUCCAGAUAUCCUUGCAGCGGUGAUAUCAACGACAUUGACUGCGUUAAUAGUUGUUUGUCUAAGGAUAUAUGCUCGUAUAUGGAUGUUACGGAGAUUUGGGGCAGAUGAUUAUGUGAUACUUCUAGCAAUGCUCCUAUCCUUGGCUGGGAUGGGAAUUGUCAUCGCGGAAGUCCAACACGGAGUAGGACGUCAUGCUAUAUAUCUUAAUCCAGAGAUAACCAGAAUGGGACUUAAACUAAAUUUCAUUUCUCAACCAAUAUACCAGUGGGCUAUCCCAAUAGCAAAGGUAUCGAUAGGGUUAUCCCUUAUACGGACAGGACCUACAGUUAUCUUAAGACGUAUUAUACAAGGCCUCAUAAUAUUCCUCUUGGCUUUUACAUCUGCUCGGUUUGUCCUUUUAAUGCUCCAAUGCAUCAAUAUGCCGGCGAUCUGGGACCCUCGUGUUCAAUCCAAGUGCUUAUCACCAGAAACUAUGCGAGGUAUAAAGUACACCAACUCAAUCGUCAACGUCAUCACCGAUAUAUUUGUUCUUUCGUUGGCGGCCUUUCGACUUUGGACUAUUCAGACUAAUACCCGAGCAAGAAUACUUUGCGUUUGUGUUCUUUUUGUUGGUGUCAUCGCGUGUAUUGCAGGAGUUAUGAAACCAAUAUCUCUUAUGAAAAUUGAGAGAACUAACGACGCCUUAUGGGACUCAGCCGACCUUACUGUGUGGAAUCCCGUCGAGUUAAAUGCCGGCAUCAUUGCGGCCAGUCUGCCAUUCAUUAAACCCAUAUUCCAAAGACUUCAGGAGACUACGGCUCGCUCCAUUUCAUUUUCGACAGCAGACUCAUACAGCCUGCGCCCCUUUUCUAGUUCCAAUAGCGGUCGAAGAGCAUCGAAGUACUUUUCACCUCAAAUCCAAACAAAAAUCAGCGCUCGGUGCAGAAGAAACCCAGACAGUUGGAUGAGUAACAUUAGCAAUGUUGAGAGAGGGGCCGAGAAUAUCCCCAAUGAGAUCACUAGGACUACUGUUGUAACAGUUGAUUCGACAGCUCAGGGGAGAAGCAUGGCUUCAAGUGCGCAGCAGAGCUUUUUUCCGCAGGCAUUCGAAGACAAGCAAUAA
This is a messenger RNA of Annulohypoxylon maeteangense, 1152 nucleotides long. RefSeq lists its product as uncharacterized. Lineage: Eukaryota; Fungi; Ascomycota; Sordariomycetes; Xylariales; Hypoxylaceae. The transcript is spliced from 6 exons. The record is from RefSeq and is a predicted model, not a curated record. Bases 1 to 1152 code for a protein of 383 amino acids.